Messenger RNA from Cavia porcellus (domestic guinea pig), 15729 nucleotides. RefSeq names its product calcium voltage-gated channel subunit alpha1 E (gene Cacna1e). Gene Ontology annotation, molecular function: high voltage-gated calcium channel activity; calcium ion binding. NCBI's taxonomy places the organism in Eukaryota, Metazoa, Chordata, Mammalia, Rodentia, Caviidae. Gene Ontology annotation, biological process: calcium ion import across plasma membrane; chemical synaptic transmission. Gene Ontology annotation, cellular component: voltage-gated calcium channel complex; neuronal cell body; membrane. Bases 482 to 7846 code for a protein of 2454 amino acids. The transcript has 50 exons. The record is from RefSeq and is a predicted model, not a curated record.
UUCCGUUCCGUCCGUCCGCGUCUCGCCGCCUCCCGCCCGCUCGCUGCCGCCUGCAGGCGCUGCCGGUGCCUGGACAGCGAGUCUGCUCUGUUUGGAGACCGCUCGCGCCUUCCCUUCUCUCUUGUUUGUCCCAGGCUGCCCGCUCUGGGGGGCAUGAGUACGAGUUCUCUUGCUGAUUGCCAGAAAUUUCUUUUCUGCCGUGUGGGCAGCAGACAGAUCCCCACCCCACCCAACUGUCUCCCAUCUCAUUUAUUUAUUUUGCUUUCCGUUUCUCUCCCUCACCUCCGCUGCUUUCCUCCCCCUUCUUUCUGUGGAUUGCCCCCCCUCCCCCCGCUCCAUCUCACCAUCCCCCACCUGUGGCCCCCUUCCCCCGCCUUUUGCUCUUUUAAGAACGAUUCAGUGAUGUCUCGGGGAUACUAGCAUACUCUCCUCCUUCAGCUGAGAGCGGGACUCUGCAUUCAUUCAAGAGCAAUGUUCUGUGAUGGUGCCCGAGAUGCGUGGACUGAGCCCAGGCCGAAGGCUGCCCGAGUCCGCCCUGUGCCCGGCCGCGGGCGGGAGCCCUGAGCCCGGGGCCGCCGGCCGCCGGCGCCACAUCCUGGCCCUGCCCGAGGACGAGGCAUGGCGACCCCAGCAGUGCGCCCUGCUCGAGGCCGACGCCUCGGACGAGGUGGGCAUGCUGCCGGCCUCCCCGCGCGGCACCGUCGCCGGCUUCGACAACUUCUUCCCGGUGCAGGAGGGCGAGGGCCCGGGCUGGGAAGGCGGAUCGAGCCCCUUCCUCCCGGUGAGCCCCGAGGUCAUGAAGCGGCGGCGCGGCGGCCUCAUCGAGCAGCGGGACGUGAUCAAGGCGCACGAGGCGCACAAGAUGCACAGCACCCCGCAGGCCCGGCGCAAGGAGUGGGAGAUGGCUCGCUUCGGGGAGGCGGUGGUCGGCAGGCCGGGGUCGGGAGAUGGAGACUCGGACCAGAGCAGGAACCGGCAAGGAACCCCGGUGCCGGCCUCGGGGCCGGCGGCCGCCUACAAGCAGUCGAAAGCGCAGAGGGCGCGGACUAUGGCUUUGUACAACCCCAUUCCCGUCCGGCAGAACUGUUUCACCGUCAACAGAUCCCUGUUCAUCUUCGGAGAAGAUAACAUUGUCAGGAAAUACGCCAAGAAGCUCAUCGAUUGGCCGCCAUUUGAGUAUAUGAUCUUGGCCACCAUCAUUGCCAACUGCAUCGUCUUGGCCCUGGAGCAGCAUCUUCCCGAGGAUGACAAGACCCCGAUGUCCCGAAGACUGGAAAAGACAGAGCCGUAUUUCAUUGGGAUCUUCUGCUUUGAAGCUGGCAUCAAAAUCGUGGCUCUGGGGUUCAUCUUCCAUAAGGGUUCAUACCUCCGCAAUGGCUGGAAUGUCAUGGACUUCAUCGUGGUCCUCAGCGGCAUCCUGGCCACUGCGGGAACCCACUUCAACACCCACGUGGACCUGAGGACCCUCCGGGCAGUGCGUGUGCUAAGGCCCUUGAAGCUCGUGUCAGGGAUUCCUAGCCUGCAGAUCGUGUUGAAGUCCAUCAUGAAGGCCAUGGUGCCUCUUCUGCAGAUUGGCCUUCUGCUCUUCUUUGCCAUCCUGAUGUUUGCCAUCAUUGGCUUGGAAUUCUACAGCGGGAAAUUACACAGAGCAUGCUUCAUGAAUAAUUCAGGUAUUCUAGAAGGAUUUGAUCCUCCGCACCCAUGUGGUGUGCAAGGCUGCCCAGCUGGUUAUGAAUGCAAGGACUGGAUCGGCCCCAAUGAUGGGAUCACCCAGUUUGAUAACAUCCUUUUUGCUGUGUUGACUGUCUUCCAGUGCAUCACCAUGGAAGGGUGGACCACCGUGCUGUACAAUACCAAUGAUGCCUUAGGAGCCACCUGGAACUGGCUGUACUUCAUCCCCCUGAUCAUCAUUGGAUCCUUCUUUGUUUUGAACCUUGUCCUCGGAGUGCUUUCUGGGGAAUUUGCCAAAGAGAGAGAGCGAGUGGAGAACAGGAGGGCAUUCAUGAAACUGCGACGCCAGCAGCAGAUUGAGCGCGAGCUGAACGGCUACCGGGCCUGGAUUGACAAAGCUGAGGAAGUCAUGCUUGCUGAAGAAAAUAAAAAUUCUGGGACCUCAGCCUUAGAAGUGCUUCGAAGGGCCACCAUCAAAAGGAGCCGGACGGAGGCCAUGACCCGAGACUCCAGCGAUGAGCACUGCGUUGAUAUCUCCUCUGUGGGCACACCUCUUGCCCGAGCCAGUAUCAAGAGCACAAAGGUAGAUGGAGCUUCCUAUUUCCGGCACAAAGAAAGGCUUCUACGCAUCUCUAUUCGCCACAUGGUUAAAUCCCAGGUGUUUUACUGGAUCGUCCUGAGCCUCGUGGCUCUUAACACCGCCUGUGUAGCCAUCGUGCAUCACAACCAGCCCCAGUGGCUCACUCACCUCCUCUACUAUGCAGAAUUUUUGUUUCUGGGACUCUUCCUUUUGGAGAUGUCCCUGAAGAUGUAUGGCAUGGGACCUCGCCUUUAUUUUCACUCUUCAUUCAACUGCUUUGAUUUUGGGGUCACAGUGGGCAGCAUCUUUGAAGUAGUCUGGGCAAUCUUCAGACCUGGUACAUCCUUUGGAAUCAGUGUUUUGCGAGCUCUCCGACUUCUAAGAAUAUUUAAAAUAACCAAGUACUGGGCGUCACUUCGGAAUUUGGUGGUCUCCUUGAUGAGCUCCAUGAAGUCCAUCAUCAGUUUGCUCUUCCUCCUCUUCCUCUUCAUCGUUGUUUUCGCUCUACUAGGCAUGCAGCUGUUUGGAGGCAGGUUUAACUUUAAUGAUGGGACUCCUUCAGCAAAUUUUGAUACCUUCCCUGCAGCUAUCAUGACUGUGUUCCAGAUCCUGACAGGGGAGGACUGGAAUGAGGUGAUGUACAAUGGGAUCCGUUCUCAGGGUGGAGUCAGCUCAGGCAUGUGGUCAGCCAUCUACUUCAUUGUACUUACCUUGUUUGGAAACUAUACACUGCUGAAUGUCUUCUUGGCCAUUGCUGUGGACAAUCUAGCCAAUGCUCAGGAACUGACCAAGGAUGAGCAGGAGGAAGAGGAAGCCUUCAAUCAGAAACAUGCACUGCAGAAGGCUAAGGAGGUCAGCCCGAUGUCUGCACCCAACAUGCCUUCUAUCGAAAGAGACAGAAGGAGAAGACACCACAUGUCGAUGUGGGAGCCACGCAGCAGCCACCUGAGGGAGCGGCGGCGCCGGCACCACAUGUCAGUGUGGGAGCAGCGCACCAGCCAGCUGAGAAGGCACAUGCAGAUGUCCAGCCAAGAAGCCCUCAACAAAGAGGAGGCCCCGCCGAUGAACCCCCUCAACCCGCUCAACCCACUGAGUCCCCUCAACCCACUCAAUGCGCAUCCCAGCCUCUACCGGAGAUCCAGGCCCAUUGAAGGCCUAGCUCUAGGCUUGGGCCUGGAAAAGUGUGAGGAGGAGCGCAUCAGCCGGGGGUCAUCCCUCAAAGGGGAGAGAGGGGACCUGACCAGUGCGCUGGACAACCAGAGGAGCCCCUUGUCCUUAGGCAAACGGGAGCCACCGUGGCUGGCCAGGCCUUGUCAUGGGAACUGUGACCCCACCCAGCAGGAGACUGGGGGAGGAGAGACUGUGGUGACCUUUGAGGACCGGGCCAGGCACAGGCAGAGCCAGAGGCGCAGCCGGCACCGUCGUGUCAGGACCGAAGGCAAGGAGUCUGCAUCGGCCUCCCGGAGCAGGUCUGCCAGCCAGGAGCGGAGUCUGGAUGAAGCGGGGUGUCCUGAGGGGGAGAAGGACCAUGAGUUCCGGGGCAGCCAUGGAAGCAAGGAGCCAACAAUCCACGAAGAGGAACGAUCCCAGGACUUAAGGAGGACCAACAGUCUGAUGGUGCCCAGAGGCUCCGGGCUGGCAGGAGCCCUGGAUGAGCCAGACACACCCCUGGUCCUACCCCAGCCUGAGCUGGAAGUGGGGAAGGAUACAGUGCUGGUGGAGCGGGAGCCAGAGGGCAGCAGUGAGCAAGCCCUCCUGGGGGACGUGCAACUGGAUGUGGGCCGCGGCAUCAGUCAGAGUGAGCCAGACCUGUCCUGCAUCACAGCCAACACAGACAAGGCCACCACUGAGAGCACCAGCGUCACCGUCACCAUCCCCGAAGUGGGCCCAUUGGUGGAUUCAACAGUGGUGCACAUUAGCAACAAGACUGAUGGAGAAGCGAGUCCUUUGAAGGAGGCAGAGAUCAAAGAGGAGGACGAUGAAGUAGAGAAGAAGAAGCAGAAAAAGGAGAAGCGAGAGACAGGCAAAGCCAUGGUGCCCCACAGCUCCAUGUUCAUCUUCAGCACCACCAACCCGAUCCGGAGGGCCUGCCACUACAUUGUAAACCUGCGCUACUUUGAGAUGUGUAUCCUCCUGGUGAUCGCAGCCAGCAGCAUUGCCCUGGCAGCAGAGGACCCAGUCCUGACCAACUCGGAGCGCAACAAAGUCCUGAGGUAUUUUGACUAUGUUUUCACAGGCGUGUUCACCUUUGAGAUGGUUAUAAAGAUGAUAGACCAAGGCUUGAUCCUGCAGGAUGGCUCCUACUUCCGAGACCUCUGGAACAUCUUGGACUUUGUGGUGGUGGUUGGUGCAUUGGUGGCCUUCGCUCUAGCGAAUGCUUUGGGAACCAACAAGGGACGCGACAUCAAGACCAUCAAAUCUCUCCGGGUACUCCGAGUUCUGAGGCCCCUAAAAACUAUCAAGCGCUUGCCUAAGCUCAAGGCUGUGUUCGACUGUGUGGUGACCUCCCUGAAGAAUGUCUUCAACAUACUCAUUGUCUACAAGCUCUUCAUGUUCAUCUUUGCUGUCAUCGCAGUUCAGCUCUUCAAGGGAAAGUUCUUUUAUUGCACAGACAGCUCCAAGGACACAGAGAAGGAGUGCAUAGGCAACUAUGUAGACCAUGAGAAGAACAAGAUGGAAGUGAAGGGCCGGGAAUGGAAGCGCCAUGAAUUCCACUAUGACAACAUCAUCUGGGCCCUGCUGACCCUCUUCACAGUCUCCACGGGGGAAGGAUGGCCUCAGGUUCUGCAGCAUUCUGUGGAUGUGACAGAGGAGGACCGAGGGCCAAGCCGCAGCAACCGCAUGGAAAUGUCCAUCUUUUACGUAGUUUACUUUGUGGUCUUUCCUUUCUUUUUUGUCAAUAUCUUCGUGGCUCUCAUCAUCAUCACCUUCCAGGAGCAAGGAGACAAGAUGAUGGAAGAGUGCAGCCUGGAGAAGAAUGAGCGGGCUUGUAUCGACUUUGCCAUCAGCGCCAAACCGCUCACCCGCUAUAUGCCACAGAACAGGCACACCUUCCAGUACCGUGUGUGGCACUUCGUGGUGUCUCCGUCCUUUGAGUACACCAUCAUGGCCAUGAUUGCCUUGAACACUGUGGUGCUGAUGAUGAAGUAUUACUCUGCUCCCUGUACCUAUGAGCUGGCCCUAAAGUACCUGAAUAUUGCCUUCACUAUGGUGUUUUCCCUGGAAUGUGUCCUGAAGAUCAUCGCUUUUGGCUUCUUGAACUAUUUCCGAGAUACCUGGAAUAUUUUUGACUUCAUCACUGUGAUUGGCAGUAUCACAGAAAUUAUCCUGACAGACAGCAAGCUGGUGAACACUAGUGGUUUCAAUAUGAGCUUUCUGAAGCUCUUCCGAGCUGCCCGUCUCAUAAAGCUUCUGCGUCAGGGCUAUACCAUACGUAUUUUGCUUUGGACCUUUGUGCAGUCCUUCAAGGCCCUUCCCUAUGUCUGCCUCUUGAUUGCCAUGCUUUUUUUCAUUUAUGCCAUCAUUGGGAUGCAGGUAUUCGGAAACAUCAAAUUGGAUGAGGAGAGUCACAUCAACCGGCACAACAAUUUCCGGAGUUUCUUUGGGUCCCUCAUGUUACUCUUCAGGAGUGCCACAGGUGAGGCCUGGCAGGAGAUUAUGCUGUCAUGCCUUGGAGAGAAAGGCUGCGAGCCUGACACCACUGCACCAUCUGGGCAGACUGAGAAUGAGCGCUGUGGCACUGACCUGGCCUACGUGUACUUUGUUUCCUUCAUCUUCUUCUGCUCCUUCUUGAUGCUCAACCUGUUUGUGGCUGUCAUCAUGGACAACUUUGAGUACCUGACUCGGGAUUCCUCCAUCUUGGGGCCUCACCACUUGGACGAGUUUGUCCGUGUCUGGGCAGAAUAUGACAGAGCAGCAUGCGGCAGGAUCCCGUAUAAGGAUAUGUACAAAUUAGUGCGGGUGAUCUCGCCUCCUCUGGGCCUGGGAGAGAACUGCCCCUACAGGGUGGCUUGCAAGAGGUUGGUCCUGAUGAACAUGCCAGUAGCUGAGGAUAUGACCGUCCACUUCACCUCCACUCUUAUGGCUCUGAUCCGGACAGCUCUGGACAUUAAAAUUGCCAAAGGUGGUGCAGACAGACAGCAGCUAGACUCGGAACUACAAAAGGAAACCCUAGCCAUCUGGCCUCACCUGUCCCAGAAGAUGCUGGAUCUGCUUGUGCCCAUGCCCAAAGCCUCCGACCUGACUGUGGGCAAAAUCUAUGCAGCAAUGAUGAUCAUGGACUACUACAAACAGAGUAAAGUAAAGAAGCAGAGACAGCAGCUGGAAGAACAGAAAAAUGCACCCAUGUUCCAGCGUAUGGAGCCUUCAUCUCUGCCUCAGGAGAUCAUUGCUAAUGCCAAAGCUCUUCCUUAUCUGCAGCAGGACCCUGUUUCAGGCCUGAGCGGCCGGAGUGGAUACCCUUCCAUGAGUCCACUCUCCCCUCAGGAAAUAUUCCAGUUGGCUUGUAUGGACCCAGCUGAUGAUGGACAAUUCCAGGAACAGCAAUCUCUGGAGCCAGAGGUUAGUGAAUUAAAAAGCGUGCAGUCCUCUAACCAUGGCAUCUACCUUCCUUCGGAUACCCAGGAGCAUGCGGGAUCUGGGAGGGCAUCCUCUAUGCCACGUCUGACUAUGGAUCCCCAGGUGGUGACAGAUCCUAGCUCCAUGAGACGUUCAUUUUCUACCAUUCGGGAUAAACGUUCAAAUUCCUCGUGGCUGGAGGAAUUCUCCAUGGAGCGAAGCAGUGAAAAUACCUACAAGUCUCGACGCCGUAGUUACCACUCCUCUCUGCGGCUGUCAGCCCACCGCCUGAACUCGGACUCAGGCCACAAGUCUGACACCCAUCGCUCAGGGGGCAGGGAGCGAGGACGAUCCAAAGAGCGAAAGCAUCUUCUCUCUCCUGAUGUCUCCCGUUGCAAUUCUGAGGAGCGAGGGACUCAGGCUGAUUGGGACUCCCCAGAGCGCCAUCAGUCCAGGUCACCCAGUGAAGGCAGAUCACAGACACCCAACAGACAGGGAGCAGGUUCCCUGAGUGAAAGCUCCAUCCCCUCCGUUUCUGACACCAGCACCCCAAGAAGAAGUCGGCGGCAGCUCCCACCUGUCCCACCAAAGCCUCGGCCCCUCCUUUCCUACAGUUCCCUGAUGCGACAUGCUGGCAGCAUCUCUCCACCAGCUGAUGGAAGUGAGGGUGGAUCCCCUCUGACCUCCCAAGCACUAGAGAGCAACAAUGCUUGCCUGACCGAGUCUUCCAAUUCCCCUCACCCGCAUCAGGGCCAGCACUCUUCCCCACAGCGCUACAUUUCCGAGCCCUACCUGGCCUUGCAUGAAGACUCCCACGCCUCGGACUGUGGUGAGGAGGAGACACUCACCUUCGAAGCGGCUGUAGCAACAAGCCUGGGCCGGUCCAACACCAUCGGCUCAGCCCCACCCCUGCGGCACAGCUGGCAGAUGCCCAAUGGGCACUAUCGGCGACGGAGGCGUGGGGGGCCUGGGCCCGGCAUGAUGUGUGGAGCUGUCAGCGACCUUCUGAGUGACACAGAAGAAGACGACAAGUGCUAGAGGCUGCUCCCCCCUCCGAUGCAUGCUCUUCUCUCAGUGGGAGAAAACCAAGACCGAAUUGGGAAGCCAGUGCGGCCCGGGGAGGGAGGAAGAGGGAGGAGGAGGAUAGAAAAACUCCGUGCAUUAUCAGAGAAGAGGAAGCCAAGGACAAAUGGAAAACCAGUCACACCCACCAAACUGCUUUAUUUCCCUUUGCAAGACAGGCACUGCCAUAGUUCUGCCUCUUUGCUGGGGAAAGAAAACACAGAAAUCUGGAGGGUUAUUCCCAUGGGAGAAGGGACACGAGGGUGGCUUGCCUUCCCUUACCCCUUGCCACUUUUCUAUAACCUGUGGAGGGAUCUGGCUGGCCUGUGUCUGUACUCAUUGCCUUGAGCAGCCUGGAGGAUGUUCUGGCUUUUACCUGGGGAACAGUGGAGACUGACUAUUGGAGAGCAAUCUCCUCCCCACCGGCUCUCUCCCAAGCUCAGCCGGCACACUGCCAUCAGGGCGAACGCAGUAGCAUCUCAUGUGUUAUCCUGUGGCUUGCUGCCCCCAGAGAAGCACAAGCAAAGUCAGGAGUGUUGGGCACCAAGGGUGGGAGGCAGGGAGGCAAGAAAGGGCUGAAGCAGAAGGAGUCAAGAUGCUGUGGCCGCAGCAGCAAGGGCUGGUCUGAGUGAGAAAAGCCAUAGCCUAGCAGCCGUACCAUGGAGGUGAGGGCCAAAGAAACAGAAUAGGCAGUGCUGGUGGUACAGUGCCAGGUCCUGCACCCUCAUAGUAGAUACUACAGUAGUUAGGAUGAGUAAAGGCAGUCGCCAGGGCCCACAGAGGUGCCUGUGGUUCAGGUAAGAUCAGCCAACACCUCUGGCCAGGGCACCAUCCUACAUAGAGUUCCGACAUAGUAUAGGAGGCCUAUGCUGUUCCAGCAUUGACCGUUUAGAUGCUGGUCAUGGGGAAACCCCAAGAGUAGAGGUAAUCUAAAGAACUCAUGGUAGAAUCCACUUUCCACCCAGCAUAGAAGUAACUCAGUGUUGGUACCAGCACAUUCUAGCUCAUGUCAGCCAUACUCUGGGCUGGAGGCAGAAGGGCCCCUGUGCAGCAGCCGAGCGAGUGCUGAGCUUGGCUCAGUGAAGCCACAUGCCAGAGACCAGACUUUCCUGCCACUCCCAUGAGAGAACAGAGCAUGUGGAUUUUAGGAGGCCAUGCUCAAUGGCCAAACUCCUACAAAGAUGGGAAAGGCUGACAGACAGUUCAGUGAGGGUGUCUGAGCUGACUGAGCACUUCCCAUGGUAGAGGCCCCAUGACGGGUCUGCAGUGUCUGCAACUGGUUCGGGGUUGAGGAUCCGUUGACAGGAUGCUUUAAGAUAUUAGUAAACAUACCUCAGCCUCAACCUGGGCUGCUCCUUCUAGCAAAGUGGGCUCCAAUGGGGUGUACUUGUCCUGAAUGUCCCCUGGGCCAGGACUGGGCUUCACCCCUCCCCAGAGUAAAAUCUGGGCAUAAGACAGCCUCAGGCCAAGCAGAGCAGUGCUAAGAAUCAGAGAGCCUUUGCUUGGUCAGUUAGUGCUGCUUCACUAUCCAGUGGAUGGUCCCAUUCUGUGGGACAUGUCACCAUCUGUGUCUGGUGGCAAUGCAGAUGGCCCUCAGCCUCUCCCUAGUACCAUCACAGUACACAAGUGGAUGCCCUGGAAUGGGGUGUCAGGCAGGGUCCUCUUUCCCCAGCCUGCCAAACAAGACCUUGGCAGAGGAUGACCUGAGGACCCUGCACUGAGAGCUCAGCAGAUAGAUGCUCCUUUUAUCCUCCUCCAGCUCAGAGUCCUCUGAAACUCUUGGAUAGGAGCAGUUCUUUUUCUUAGAAGGUACUUCUCUUUUCUAUGAAGUUGGUUUUCUUUUUUUUUGUCAUCCCCUCAACCCCUAUUAAAAUAGAAAUAUGGCAUAUCUGCCUCAGCUCUGAAAAGCCUAAUUCAACCGUGUGGCUGGAGAACCAUCUGUCAUGGACUGCCUUCUCUUCUAGAUGUUGAUGGAGUUUCAUGACCCAUGGUCAGCCCCAAACCAAAGUAAUCCCAGGACAGGAGGCCAGAGUGGCAGACACAGGUCUCCUUCUCUCAGUCCCUCUUCUGUCUUCAUUUUCCUCACCCACACAGCACAUGUGUGCUUGAGAUCAACUAGAAAUGAUCCUUACAAGCAUGAUCAUUACAUAAGACUCCGAUGCUGGGCCUGGCAUUGUUUUAAAGGUUUUUUUCUGCUCAGUCUGAUUUCAUGCCAAAGUGCUGCUAUGGCCUGCUUUGUGUGCACAGAUUUGCUUUCCUCCACCUUGGACACAGAACUUUCCUUAGGGAAAGGCCCACAACAUAGUGACUAUGCUGAGCCAGUGAGGCUGUUAGAUAGUAUUUGGAGAAAGUGAAUUUCAGUAUUUUAUGCCCUUUCAACAAUAGGAGAAAUGUGGGCUGGCAGAACCAUUAUCAAAAAUGGAAUUUGCCUACACCAAUAGUCUGAAUACCAAAUUUACUGUGCCAGGAAGCCUCCUUGCAUAUCUGAACUCCUUGAACACACAAACACUUGAGUCCUGAAUAAAGCAUUGUAACAUGCUGCAGAUGCAACCACCUGGUUUUUCUAGUGUUAAUGAAAUUAUGAACCUAUUUCUAUUCAACUUCCCUUGAUUAAGAAAUUGGGUUUCUUUUCUCUUAGCUUGCACCUACCUUUCUAUUAAGAAAAUAAAAGAAUUUUCUGUUAAGACACAAACUUAUCCUAAUCAUCUUUGGUUUCCUACUGUCUUGGAAUAAACAAACGUGAAUAUCAACUUUCCCCUUUGAAGCCCAUCGGGACUUCCUUUCAUCAAUAUGAGGUUGUAUCUCUUUCCCUUGAAAAGACGCCCUUGUUUAGAUCUCAAAAGUCAUUAUUCUCUUUGCAGUAAGAAUUACAACUGUAUCUUGUGACAUAUGCAUGAUAAAAUUGAGCACUACAGGCCCCCAAGAACAUUCUUUAGUCAGAUGUCCAGUCUCCCUUGUUAACAUUAGUUUUCAACUCCUCAAAACAAGGGAAAGUGAACAAGAGUCAAAAGGAAAAAAGACACUGAAGGUAGAGAUGCCAAGACAGGAAGAUGUCAUGGCUAGUUUGUGUUCAGUAUCCCUCUCUUCAUCCAAGAAUCUAGACAGACAGGGUGGGAAAGCAGAAAGACUAUGCCAGCACACGUGGGAGGAGGGGGUUUGGCCAAGGUGCAUUGGGAUCCAAGGUCAAUGCAGCCUCUAGCAUCCUGUGGGCUCCAUAUGAGCCAUGAAAACACUUGUGUAACAGAAGGCUGUGCCUUUUUUCCAGCUGAGAAAUCUAUUUCAGUGCCAGUCUUCAUACUAUUCACGAUCCCAUACAGUACUGAAAGCACCAAAAUAUUGUCUGGAAGAUGAUUCCAAAUGUUCUGGAUUUCACCUUCCCUUGCCUCUGAGGCUACAAACAGAAGACCUCAUAUUCUACCACUUAGCCAGUGUCUCUCCUGCACACAUCCACCCCCACCUGUCCCCUACAACCUACAAGAUGACCUAGAGUGCCCUCAAAUCUCGUAUCCCAGCCUUUGUUCUGCUGCAUGCUAGCACAGACCCAACUCCCCAGACAGUUUAAUUCACCCAACCCAAGCUUACUUGCUGGCCUGCCUAUUUUUCCCAUAUUCUCUGCUAUUAGUAAAUGCUGCAUUCUAUGAAAUAUGGCCUGGAAUGUGCCAGAUGGUCUUCACAAGAUGAGUUGAAAUAAGAUUUAAGGUGUCCACGAACUGUCCACACUUUCUGUAAAAUCUCCCUACAGAGAAAUUAGGUCUCACUUGGCAUAGGAGGACAAAAUUUUAACAUGAUUUUGAUUUUUUAAAAGAGAUUCUAUUUUUUUAUUACACCCAUUUCAUUUUUUGGGCACAGUAUUUCUUCAGUGGCUAGAACUAGGGACAAGUUAAGGGAAUCAUUUCUUAGCCUGGUUAUCACAGAUUGUAUGUUAAGAGAAUGAAUGUACAGCAGAAGAGAAGCAGAAUUUCCUACCUUGCAAAGAUUUUGUAAAAAUGGAAGGUUAAGGAAAUUUUGCUGCUACUUUUGUUAAUCAGUGUCUCACCUGUUAUGUUUUGAGACCUUCCAAGGCUUGAGGUUAAUAUAUUCCAAAAAUCUGGUGAAGAGAGUCCUUGGAGGACUCUUUCCCACCAGCUGUCUCAGUCAGCCUGUCUUCUUCCUCCCUCAAUCCAGAGCAAUCACUGAUUACUGUCCAGGAGGAGCAGGAGAGGACUUUAUGAUACAGGAAAGAAGGAAGAAGUGGGCCAAUUGGGUACCUUGUGCAUGGUCAAUCAGAACUGAUGGAUUAAAUCCAAACAAGAAACUCUAAGGAAUCACAGCCAAGUUUGGACAAUUUAUCUUUAAAUAACUUCACAUUGAGAUGCUUAUUUUAACUCAGGGGUUAAAACCUAACUUUUCCAUGAAGGUGAUCAAAAGAGACCCCACAUUAUUAAGCACUGCAGUUAUUAGUAGCUUUUUCUAUUUUUUUCCUCUCUGAACUACCCAGCACAUCGGGUACACCCCACACAGAGAAGGAGUCAGUGACUCCUGCCCCCCCGUUGACUCUGGGGCCACAAAGAGAAGACUUACUCGUGGACACAGACCACUUGAGUAUUUUGUCAGUUUCCAUGUGUUGCAACUCACCCAAAGUGCAAAGAUGUACUACAUAACAAAACAAAGAGCUAGGAAAAGACUUUGUUAAGUCUUUGAUUUCUAGGCAAUUUUUUUCAUUUCCUUGAAUUUUUUUUUCUUUUUACUUUGAGCUUCUGGGGGCUUAUAUACAUGCCACUGAGCUCACACCAAGUCAAAAUGAAUAGAUUCACAAAUUAUCCCCACAUAUCCUGGAGGUUUCAAAAAGCAUUCUAUGAAAAAGAUCCAAACCAAUUCAAGCAUGAAUGAGGUUCACAAAAAUGUCUAGAGGAAUGGCUAGUGAGGCUGGGGUCUCAGCUCAGAAGGGUCUCACCCUUCUAUUUUUAUAGUUUUCCUUUCUUCCACCCUUCCACUCUUUAAGUAGGAGCAUUAAUAUCUUGACUUGCUGAAUGCAAAAAGAGACUUAUAAUAAGCCAUGAUACUAUGUAAAUACGUUCCUGAGGUUUGAAUUCUUUUUUCUUGAGCUAUGAGAGCUGACUAGGUCAGGUAGAAAGAGGCACAAGAAUUUAUAUUUAUUCUUAAAGAUUUUUGUGCAUUUGAAUGCCUGAGGUUUUUGUAACAGACCUGCUCUAGGAACACAAAGAAGGGUAACUCUAUGCUCUUCAGUGCUCUGAACAUGCUUUUAUUUAAGGGAUUAAUUUCUGGCAGUUUAAUGUUACCAUAGUUGAGUAAAACUCUGAAGCUACAGUACUUUCCUUUCCUCUGGUCUGCUGUUCAUUUUCUGUUUCAAUAAGCAGACCUCUGGCUCUGUCCCUAUGUGUGUCUCUGUCUCUUCUCUUCCUAGAGACUCAAAAUAUAACUUAGAUUUAUAACAAAAGAAAACUGCCCCCCAAAACAUCAAUGAAAGCCAAGGAAACAAUAGAAUAGAAUUUUUUCAGGACACCUUUAACCAACAAACAAAAAUUUAUUAUAUCAAUAAUAAGGUAAUUUUUUAAAUAAUGAAGUAAUUUGAUAAUUAUAAUAAGGUAAUUUGAUAAAUUAUAGAAAGUCAAAAAAUAAAUUAUAUUCCAGCCUUGUGUACUAAUUGGUGCCUUCAGCAAGGGUAUUACAUCCAUUUUCUUUCCCUUGUUGGGAAAACUGAAAUACUAUUACUUGGGCUAGUUUGUGGUUAUGAUAAAUGUUUGUAAGUUAGUAAUGUACAAGUUAAAGCACUUAAUCUCCAGAAAUUAAUCUAGAAAAACUGUCUUAUAUCCCAUAAGAGACCUGUAAAAUUCUUGUCACUGCUGUAAGAAUUUAAUUUUUUUGAAGUAACUUCAUAUUUAGUGGAAACAGUCUAAGAUUUAAUUUCACAUUCUCUUCUUUCCAUUUGCCCUUCUUUCCUUGUUAGGUCUGUAAUUUAUAUAAUAGCUUAGACUUUUUUCUUUAAUCCAGGAAGGAAAACAAGUUUUUAUACUACAAGCUUCCCUUCUUUGUAUCAUUUUCUUUGUGGACACUUAUCUCAGCCAUGGAUCAAAUAAUCAGAAAUACUAUAAAUCCUCAACCAGGAAUCGUCUCCAGCCCAGCACUGAAACUCUGAGUGAACCUUUCCGUCCUCUUUUUGUUCUGAAAAUUUAUUAGAGAUAAGAAUGGGUUGUUCGCUUUGUUCUGGAAGCAUGUACUUCAACUUGUACCAGUCACUGUACCUUCCUUUUCAGUUUAUCCAGAAUAUGGCCCCAAAACUGAAAACAAUACUAAAUUGGUCCAUUUCUUCCAUGUCUGAAUUUGAGCUUAUUUGAUGACUUGAUUGUUUUCUUUCCAGCAUUCUGAUUUCUUACGGCAAGGACCUAAACUGCAUAAGAACACCACUUAAAGCAAGUAUGUUAAAGUAUGUAUAAGGGAUGACCAAGUAAAACACAUUCCAAAUAUGUGAUAAGAAAAAAAUCCAAAAUUUCAAAGUGCCAUUAAUUAACUUUUAAAAUAAAGGUAAUGUGGAAUGAGAGCUAAACAAGAUAAUCUAACUGCCAACUAAAGUAUACAGAAGUUCUGGUCUUAGUUACAUUUGAUAUGAAGUUGUUUAACAUAAGGCGGAUCCUAGUGGAUUUAGUAAAAAUGAAGAUUGAAUUUUAAUGUCUACCAAUGGGAAUAUAUACUUAGCUUGUGGGCUGAACUUUAGUCAGUGUUUUUAGAUCCUAGGGUUUCGCAAAUAAGCCAAAAUUUAUACAAAAGCCACCUUAAGUGCUGUAAUUGCAGGGAAACUUCCAUGUUGGUGAUAUUAUGGAAGUCCAAGUCCACCCAAACUGAGUCCAGGAUUUGAAGCUCACCCAUGAAAACAAAUGGAGAAACAUUUAGUGUACUAAGUAUGUUUGGUAUUUUAUAGCUAAGACAACUGGACAGGGUAGGAAGACAAACUGUAGAACAAAGAUGAGAUAGAGGUAUAAGAAAUUAGCAAGUCCCAGAAGAAACUUAGAGGCUUAGAGGCUUAGAGUUACAUAACCUUCAAUUCUCCUUUUACUUAAAUCAUGAGUAAACUCUCUAGCAUGAUACUGAAUUCAAAGAGGUUCUUUCCAUUAAACUCACCUUGUGUCUUCAGAAGAUUGGUAGAUUCUUGAAAAUCUUUUCCACAUCUAUAGAGAUAAAAAGGAGGGUAUUGCUUUAAAUCAGCUCAAAGGUAAUCUGUGAUUUCAGUGAUUCUUAGUAGAGUAGAGCUGAUAAUGGAGAGGUUACAUUUGCUCUCUGAGUAAUAUAAGCAUCAUGAGAGGAAGAAGAGCUGGUGAAUGGGACAAGGGAUGAGUUUUAUCAGAAAUACUUUUCAAAGCUCAUGGUACACUGGUACUGAGCUCGAGGGAUAUCACUAGAAGGAGGUAGAUGACAGGGUGUCCAGUUCAUAACCUCUGUCCUGUGGGACCUCAGGCCAGGUCAUUCCCUCCUUGAUUUACUUUUAGAAGAUUAGCAUUUAAGAUGGGAUCACGAUGGAACUUGGGUGCUCUGCCUCAGGCUGUACAAAUGCUGCCACCUGCACCCUAAGACAUGUGAGAGUCAAGCCCUAAGAGGUGCAUCCUUAUGGGUUGAUGCCCUGCUAUGCCAGCCUGAGACUCCUGAAGUACUGAUGGUUAGGUGGCGGCCAGUGCUGCCCUCCCAUGUAUUGGUGCAUCACUCCUAAUGCCAGAACUCAGCAUUGCGUGUCCAUCAGGUGGCUAUCCUGUAACACAAAUGCUCGUUUGGAUUCAAAAGAAAAACCAUUACAAGUAAAAGAAGAUGAACAUCUCUAAUGUUUUGGGGGGCAUCAAAGAAAAGAAUAAAUAAAACCUUGUUGUAAAGAA